Messenger RNA from Anopheles cruzii, 1151 nucleotides. RefSeq names its product lysoplasmalogenase-like protein TMEM86A. The transcript has 7 exons. Gene Ontology annotation, cellular component: membrane. NCBI's taxonomy places the organism in Eukaryota, Metazoa, Arthropoda, Insecta, Diptera, Culicidae. Bases 203 to 964 code for a protein of 253 amino acids. The record is from RefSeq and is a predicted model, not a curated record.
CUACAACAGGCUGGCGAAAUAUGUUCCUAUGUUUUGCUAUCGCUACUCAGUAUCGCUCAGUAUCGGCGCGUGCUCAACGUUAGGCGGUUGAGCGUACCAUUCUUUCAUUGCAGAUUUAUUUCAUCCUUCCAUUUAGUAAACUUCACAGAACGUUCACACUACCCCGGCAUUGGAAUAAACAUCACAUUACGAAAAAGCAAUAAUGACGCGUGACGAUAUCAGCGAAAAUAAAAAUUCUCACAAAUCCAAAUUGAUACCGUUUAUCACCACGACGAUACUAUAUUUCUCGCUAAUCGAACAUACCGAUCGUGCCACCACGCCAUCGACGGUACUAAAAUGUAUGCCGAUAAUCAGUUUAUUAUUUUUCGUUGUGCUGACAGAGACCAAAACUAAGGAAGCGAGACGAUACAGCAGGUGCAUUUGGCUCGGUCUCUGCUUCUCGUCCGUGGGCGAUUUCUUGCUAAAUUAUGAUUUAUUCGAAGCAGGAAUGGGAGCGUUUGGAGCUGCCCAGGUUUGCUACAUCGUAGCGUUUGGCUUCGAACGAUUGAAAUUUUGGAUUGGCGCUAUCUUAUACGUGGGCGGAAUAAUGGCAACGGCUCUCUUCUAUGAAAAUCUGCACUCCAUCAUCAAAAUAUGUCUUCCAAUGUACGCUGUGCUCUUGCUCACUAUGUGCUGGAGGUCGUUAGCGAGAAUACAAACCCCUAAUAACCUGCUGCAGCUUGCGUGUGGAAUAAGCAGCAUUUUAUUCGUAUUGUCAGACGGCAUAAUUGCGUUUGAUAAAUUUUAUACUCCUAUAUAUUCAGCACAGACUUAUAUAAUGGUAACAUAUUACAUUGCACAAGCUGGAAUAACACUCAGUAUAACCGAUCACAGAUUGCAAAUUGAUGAAUUUGCAAACACUUUGGGCUCGCCGACGCAACUUUACAAGAAGACUGCAUCCAAAAACAAAUCCAAGUCGUCCUGAACACUGUUGUAUCAUACAACACUCCAAAUUACAUUGUUCCAUCAAAGCGAUUGAGCAGCUAGUAGAUUACAACAUCUGUGAUUCUGUAUCUUCCUAUUAUUCAGGACUAUUCUUUUUGAAAUGAAUUUUGUAUUCUUUUGAUGAAAAAUUUAAUAAACGAGCGUGCAAUAUUUUAACCUGCAUUUUA